This is a messenger RNA of Coffea arabica (coffee), 3158 nucleotides long. NCBI's taxonomy places the organism in Eukaryota, Viridiplantae, Streptophyta, Magnoliopsida, Gentianales, Rubiaceae. The record is from RefSeq and is a predicted model, not a curated record.
CCUCGCCCUCGUCCUCUUCUCUCUCAAUAUAUUGUCUUGCCUUGUUUGCAUCUCAUACUUUCUCUCUCUAAGCGUUUCUCUCUCUACAAUUCUACAUAUUCAUCAUCCGUUUCUUCACUCCAUUUCAAAAACUUCUACUGUUCUUUUGCUAGCCGUAUUUUUCUUUUUAAAAUUUUUUGGUUUUUAGUUUAUUUUUUUUUCGUUUGUUUUGGACAUGAGGCGUUAGAAUUCAAAUGCGAUUACUAUUUCUUUCAAGCGGCGCCAGUGGAGUAGACUUCAGAUUCAAGUUUUGAGAUCUGCUGGUGUUUCAUUUUACAGGUCGCAUGGCCUCCAGCUUUUUUGAGUUUAGAGGAAGUGAAAGUUGUAGACAAUGUUGUCUCGUCUCUAAAUAAUUAUGGCAUCAAUAAGCUUGUCAACGGGCUAAGAGUUGGCUAUGAGAUGGUGUUAUAUUUUGCUCAUUCAUCAACAUGGAAGAGAGACAAGAUGAAGCAGGGCCUUCACAGCAGAGGCCUCCUGGUGCUACAUGGUGGUCGCCAGAUCUUGUUGAAAAAAUUGGAUCUGUGUCUUUAGACUCUAAAGAAAGAGAGAUUCUAAGGAAUAAAAAAUCAAUUAAUAAAGAUGAAUAUGAUUGCUCACCACAUCAGAUGGCGUCACAGAUCCUUUGGAGCACUGGAAUGCUUUCAGAAGCGAUUCCAAAUGGUUUCUAUUCAGUUGUUCCUGAGAAAAGGCUUAAGGAGCUUUUUGAAGAUAUUCCUACUCUUGAUGAGCUUCAGGCUUUGGAGCUUGAGGGUUUAAGAGCUGAUAUUAUACUUGUAGAUGUGGAGAAAGAUAAAAAAAUUUCCAUGCUAAAGCAACUAAUUGCUACCCUGGUUAAAGGUCUGAAUUCAAAUCCUGCGGCGACAAUAAAAAAGAUUGCUGGAUUGGUGUCUGACUUCUACAAACGACCAAUUGUGGAACUUAGUCCUGGAAAAGUUUCACUGGAAGAAACCUCUCAUGUUUCUGAAAAUAGAGGUGUUCAGAUGCUUGGACAAAUAAAGCAUGGUUCAUGCCGGCCUCGAGCAAUAUUAUUCAAAGUCCUUGCAGAUACAGUUGGCAUUGAGAGUAGGCUAAUGGUGGGUUUGCCUACUGAAGGAAAUUCAGAGUGUGUAGACUCAUACAAGCAUAUGUCUGUUCUAGUGGUUUUGAAUUCUGUGGAACUUUUGGUUGAUCUUAUGCGGUUCCCUGGCCAGCUUAUACCCCUAUCGACUAAAGCAAUUUAUAUGACUCAUAUAUCUGCUGCUGGGGAAAGUGACUCUGCAGAAAAUGAUUCCUGCGAUUCACCAUUAGAGCCAAAUAGUCCUCUUUAUGGGGUUUCGGAUAGAGCUGAUCCUGAGAGUACUGAUAAGGAUGAUUGCCCUCAAUACCAGAGGAGACUUGAAGCUUCUUCAAACACUGCUGAGCCUUCUUUGAGGAAUGCGAUGUUGCGCUCUUCUACUUUUGUUGAUAGAAAAUUAAGUUCAUAUCAUAGCGAACCUAAUAUUGCGGCUACCUUUUGGCGAAGGAGCAGGAGAAGGGUCAUUGCUGAACAAAGGACUGCUAGUUCAAGUCCAGAGCAUCCUUCAUCUCGUGCUCGUGGGCGCUCUAUGCUUAGCGGUGAUAACAGAACAUUUAGAGAUUAUUCUGAUGAUAUGGCUACAUCAAGCAACAGAUCCGAAGGUGCCUCAACAUCAGAGACUCGUAGAUUAAGACGAAGAAGCAUCAGUAUAACUCCAGAAAUUGGUGAUGAUAUUGUAAGGGCUGUUCGAGCAAUGAAUGAAACAUUGAAGCAGAAUCGCCUCUUAAAAGGACAAGGAGAAAAUAGGUCGGAUGUCCAGAAAGAUGUAUCUGAUUUUUACCUUGGUGACCAGGAUGAUUUAUCUGGUGGAAGAUCUUCCAUGUAUUCUUUUCAGAGAGAGCACAAUGAUUCUCAAAAGGCAAUGUCAUUACCUUCUUCUCCUCAUGAAUAUGGGAGUCAAACUCCUGAGAGGAGUGGGACAUCAAACUACAGGGUAAAUGAUGACAUGGUGUCAACAUGGAACAGAAUUCUUGGAUCGCCUAUGUUCCAGAAUAAACCUCUUUUACCUUUUGAAGAGUGGAACAUUGACUUCUCAGAACUAACAGUUGGCACUCGUGUUGGAAUUGGUUUUUUUGGAGAAGUUUUCCGUGGCAUUUGGAACGGAACUGAUGUUGCCAUCAAAGUUUUUCUGGAGCAAGAUCUGACUGCUGAAAACAUGGAGGACUUUUGCAAUGAGAUUUCCAUCCUAAGCCGCCUUCGGCACCCAAAUGUUAUAUUAUUUCUGGGUGCCUGCACAAAGCCCCCACAUUUAUCAAUGGUCACCGAAUACAUGGAGAUGGGGUCAUUGUAUUAUCUGAUUCAUUUAAGUGGUCAGAAGAAAAAACUCAGUUGGCGCAGGAGGCUAAAAAUGCUUCGUGACAUAUGCAGAGGGCUGAUGUGCAUACAUCGAAUGAAGAUUGUCCACCGCGAUUUGAAAAGUGCAAAUUGCCUUGUCAAUAAACACUGGACCGUCAAGAUCUGUGAUUUUGGGCUAUCAAGAAUAAUGACAGAUUCUCCCAUGGGGGACUCGUCAUCUGCAGGGACACCGGAGUGGAUGGCCCCGGAACUUGUUCGCAAUGAACCCUUCACCGAGAAAUGUGAUAUCUUCAGCCUUGGUGUUAUUAUGUGGGAGCUGUGCACUCUAGGUAGACCCUGGGAGGGCAUACCACCAGAGAGGGUGGUUUAUGCUGUUGCCAAUGAGGGAUCACGGUUGGAGAUUCCUGAAGGACCUCUUGGUAGGCUUAUUGCAGAUUGUUGGGCAGAGCCGCAUGAACGUCCUAGUUGCGAGGACAUUCUUACCCGCUUGCUCGACUGCGAGUAUUCAUUGUGCUAAUGCAAUCACUUUAAUUGUACAGAAACACAUAGUAGAGGUGUUACAAUAUAUUCGGCUCAAGCUCAAGUUGUAUUUUGUGUGGAUUUUCCAAUUUUAGGAAGCUAGUAUUUCAUUUCAUAACCAAAUUGAAAAAAAAAAAACAUUAAGCACUUUUUGUGCAAUUGGAAAAUUUUACCGUCAUACAAAUGAAAAGGAAAAAAAAAGGAGAAAAUGGAUCUCUUUUAUGAGAUUGGAGGAGGUCACAGAUUGCCU